Acanthosepion pharaonis is the source of this 798-nucleotide messenger RNA. The record is from the annotation of a GenBank genome assembly. Lineage: Eukaryota; Metazoa; Mollusca; Cephalopoda; Sepiida; Sepiidae.
AUGGAAAACCUUAGAGGAAUCUAUCUAAGUCUGUUCAUAUCUAUCUAUCUAUCUCAGUCUGUUUCUAUCUGUCAGUCUGUUCAUAUUUAUCUAUAUCUGUUCAUAUCUAUGUCAGUCUGUUCAUAUCUAUCUAUAUCUGUUCAUAUCUAUCUAUCUAUCUAUCUCUCUCAGUCUGUUUCUAUCUGUCACGUAACCCAAAUUUUAACUUCUUCACAUCCCUGUGUCUCUCCCAUUUUGUCUCUCUCUAAUCUCGGCUACAGCUCAGCGCGAUUUCUUAGGCUUCCGUUUACUUUCUUUCUUUGUCUUAAUUCCUUUUGUUUUUCUUUUCGAUUUUCUCUUCAUCUUCUCUAUUUUUUCUGCCGCGAUUCUUACCAUUUUCUUUAUGAUUUUUAUCUUUUUCAUUCUUUCUUUUUUCACCAUUUCUUUUCGACAUUACUUUCUUUCUUUCCCUUCUUUCUUUAUCUUAAUUGCUUUUCUUUUUGGACUUCCCCUUUUCUUUCUUUCUUUUUUGCCUUCCUUCUUUCUUUUUUCUUUUUUUUCUUUUUUUUUUCAUUCUUUGCCAUAAUUCCUUUUCUUUUUCAACUUGCAUUCUUUUUAUUGAUUUUCUUCCUGUGUCUUAAUUUCUGUUCUUUUUCAUUUUCCCCUUGCCUUCUUUUCAUUAUUUUUCCUUCUUUGUCUUACUUCCUUUUCUUUUUCGCUUCAACCUUGUCUUCUUUCUUUUCAUUCUUUCUCUAUCUUUAUCUUAAUUUCUUUUCUUCCUCUCCUCCUUUCUUUUCAUUCUUUCAUUGCCUUAGUUAA